AUGCUGCUGGGCCAGGCGUUCCUGCCCCUAUUGAAGAAGGCUGCCCAGGGGAGCCCGGGCUCAACGCUGAGCUGCAGCAAGGCGGCCAUCAUCAACAUGUCCAGCUCUGCAGGGUCUAUUGAGGAACUCUAUUUAUGGAAUUAUGGACAAGUUGUCUCGUACCGCUGCAGUAAGGCUGCUCUCAACAUGCUGACCAAGUGCCAGUCCCUGGGCUACCGGGAGCACGGUGUCCUCUGCGCCGCUCUCCACCCUGGCUGGGUGCAAACCGACAUGGGGGGCUCAGGAUCACGAGUGCCUCCCCUGACAGUGGACGCCAGCGUGAGAGGGAUGCUGAAGGUGCUCUCCUCCCUCUCUGAGAAGGAGACUGGGACCUUCUUGAACUGGGAAGGGAAGGUCGUGCCCUGGUAA
Messenger RNA from Merops nubicus (carmine bee-eater), 408 nucleotides. RefSeq lists its product as uncharacterized. The record is from RefSeq and is a predicted model, not a curated record. Bases 1 to 408 code for a protein of 135 amino acids. The transcript is spliced from 4 exons. NCBI's taxonomy places the organism in Eukaryota, Metazoa, Chordata, Aves, Coraciiformes, Meropidae.